AUGGGGCUGCCGCUAGCCCGCCUGGUGGCCAUCUGCCUGGCCCUGAGCUCUGCUGGGUGUGCAGAGCUCCAGAGAGAGGGCAGGACCCAGAACCAUGGCCACAGCGUCUGCAGCACUUGGGGCGACUUCCACUACAAGACCUUCGACGGGGACAUCUUCCGCUUCCCGGGCCUGUGUGACUACAACUUCGCGUCCGACUGCAGGGACUCCUACAAGGAGUUUGCAGUGCACCUGAAGCGGGGCUCGGGCAGCGCUGGGGGGCACCCCCAGCUCGAGCACAUCCUGCUGAACAUCAAGGACGACACCAUCUACCUCACCCGCCAUCUGGCUGUGGUCAACGGGGCCAUGGUCAGCACCCCGCACUACAGCUCUGGGCUGCUCAUCGAGAAGAGCGACGCCUACACCAAGGUCUACUCCCGCGCUGGACUCACCCUCAUGUGGAACCGGGAGGACUCACUCAUGCUGGAACUGGACAGUAAGUUCCGGAACCACACGUGUGGCCUCUGCGGGGACUACAACGGCCUGCAGACUUACUCCGAGUUCCUGUCUGAGGGCGUGCUCUUCAGUGCCCUCGAGUUCGGGAACAUGCAGAAGAUCCACAAGCCUGAGGUGGUGUGCGAUGACCCCGAGGAGGCGCCGGCCCUGGAGUCCUGCUCUGAGCACCGCACUGAGUGCGAGAAGCUGCUGACGGCCGCAGCCUUCGAGGACUGCCGGGGCCUGGUGCUGCUGGAGCCUUACGUGCAGGCGUGCGUGCGGGACCGCUGCGGGUGCCCGGCGGGCUCCUCCUGCACCUGCAGCACCCUCGCCGAGUUCUCCCGCCAGUGCUCCCACGCGGGCGGGCAGCCCCGGAACUGGAGGACCGCCGAGCUCUGCCCCAAGAGCUGCCCCGGGAACAUGGUUUACCUGGAGAGCAGCUCGCCCUGCAUGGACACCUGCUCACACCUGGAGGUCAGCAGCCUGUGUGAGGAGCACCGCAUGGACGGCUGUUUCUGCCCGGAAGUGGUGGCUUCGGGGGGUCUGGGGGGGGACUCCUUCCUGGUCAUCACCCUGUGCGCACACGUCCUGCUGCCCCGCUCGUGGAGCCUGGAGGCCCCCAGGAAGGUGGUCUGGAGGCCAGGCUCCCACGGCACGGGUAUCUGCACCGCCGGCCGCUGGGUGUGCCAAGACCUGGCAUGCCCGGGCACCUGUGCCCUGGAGGGCGGCUCCCACAUCACCACCUUUGAUGGGAAGAAGUACACCUUCCACGGGGACUGCUACUACGUGUUGAUCAAGGGCGACCACAACAACUCCUACGCCCUCCUGGGCGAGCUGGCCCCCUGCGGCUCCACGGACAAGCAGACCUGCCUGAAGACGGUGGUGCUGCUGACUGACAGCAGGAAGGACGUGGUGGCCUUCAAGUCGGAUGGCAGCGUCCUGCUGAACGAGCUGCAGGUGAACCUGCCCCACGUGACGGCCAGCUUCUCCAUCUUCCAACCGUCCUCCUACCAUCUCAUGGUGAGCACCGCCUUCGGCCUCAGGCUGCAGGUCCAGCUCAUGCCCGUCAUGCAGCUCUUCGUGACGCUGGACCAGGCUGCCCAGGGGCGCGUGCAGGGCCUCUGCGGGAACUUCAACGGCCUGGAAGGGGAUGACUUUAAGACAGCGGGCGGGCUGGUGGAGGCCACGGGGGCCGGCUUUGCCAACAGCUGGAAAGCCCAGGCGAGCUGCCACAACAAGCUGGACUGGCUGGACGACCCCUGCUCCCUCAACAUCGAGAGCGCCAACUAUGCCGAGCACUGGUGUUCCCUGCUGAAGAAGACAGAGACCCCCUUUGGCAGGUGCCACUCAGUCGUGGACCCCUCGGACUAUUACAAGAGGUGCAGAUAUGACACGUGUAACUGCCAGAACAGUGAGGGCUGUAUGUGUGCUGCGCUGUCCUCCUACGCCCGCGCCUGCGCCGCCAAGGGCGUCAUGCUGUGGGGCUGGCGGGAGCAAGUCUGCAACAAGGACGUGGGCGCCUGCCCCAACUCACAGGUGUUCUUGUACAACCUGACCACCUGCCCGCCCACCUGCCGCUCGCUCUCCGAGGCCAACGCCCACUGCCUUCAGGGCUUUGCGCCCGUGGACGGCUGCGGCUGCCCAGACGGCACCUUCCUGGACGAGAAGGGCCGCUGCGUGCCACUGGCGAAGUGCUCCUGCUACCACCGGGGCCUCUACCUGGAGGCUGGGGAAGUGGUGCUGAGGCAGGAGGAGCGCUGCGUCUGCCGCAACGGGAGGCUGCACUGCGUGCAGGUCAGGCUGCUCGGCCAGAGCUGCUCGGCCCCAAAGAUCCACAUUGACUGCAGCAACCUGACAGCGCUGACCAUCCAGAACUCGCAACCUACCAGCUGCCAGACGCUAGCUGCCGGCCACUAUCAGACGGAGUGUGUCAGCGGCUGCGUUUGCCCGCAAGGGCUGAUGGACGACGGCCGUGGCGGCUGCGUUGUGGAGGAGGAGUGCCCGUGUGUGCACAACACAGACCUGUACGCCCCCGGGGACACGAUCAAGGUGGACUGCAACACGUGCACCUGCCGGAGAGGGCGCUGGGCGUGCACCGAGUCGCUGUGCUACGGCUCCUGCGUCAUCCACGGGAACGGCCACUACGUCACCUUCGACGGGAAGUACUAUGACUUCGACGGGCACUGCUCCUACGUGGUGGCCCAGGACUACUGUGGCCAGAACUCCUCCUCGGGCUCCUUCGGCAUCUUCACCGAGAAUGUUCCCUGUGGCACCACGGGGGUCACUUGCUCCAAGGCCAUCAAAAUCUUCUUGGGGAGGACGGAGCUGAAGCUGGAGGACAAGCGCCGCCUGGUGAUCCAGCGGGACACGGGCCCCCACGUGGCCUACACCACGCGGGAGGUGGGCCAGUACCUGGUGGUGGAGGCCAGCAUCGGCAUCAUCGUCAUCUGGGACAAGAAGACCACCAUCUUCAUCAAGCUGGCCCCGUCCUACAAGGGCACGGUGUGCGGGCUGUGUGGGAACUUUGACCACCACUCCAGCAACGACUUCACCACAAGGGACCACAUGGUGGUGGACAGCGAGCUGGACUUCGGGAACAGCUGGAAGGCGGCCCCCAACUGUCCAGACGUGAGCGUCACCCCGGAUCCAUGCACCUGGAACCUGCACCGCCUCUCCUGGGCCAAGAAGCAGUGCAGCAUCAUCAAGAGCUCCGUCUUUGGCAUCUGCCACAGCAAGGUGGACCCCAAGCCCUUCUACGAGGCCUGCAUCCAUGACUCGUGCUCUUGCGACACCGGCGGGGACUGUGAGUGCUUCUGCUCCGCCGUGGCCUCCUACGCUCAGGAGUGUACUAAGGAGGGGGCCUGUGUGUUCUGGAGGACGCCGGACGUGUGCCCCAUAUUCUGUGACUACUACAACCCCCCGGACAAGUGUGAGUGGCACUAUGAGCCCUGUGGGAACCGUAGCACUGAGACCUUCAGGACCAUCAACGGCAUCCACUCCAACAUCUCCGUGUCCUACCUGGAGGGCUGCUACCCCCGGUGCCCGAAGGACAGGCCCAUCUAUGAUGAGGACCUGAAGCAGUGCGUCACGGCAGACAAAUGCGGCUGCUAUGCUGGGGACACCCGCUACCCGCCUGGAGGAUCCGUUCCCACCAACGAGGGCUGCCUGUCUUGCGUGUGUACCAGCACCUCGGAAGUUGUCUGCCGGCCAGAAGAAGGGAAGAUUGUCAACUACACCCAGGACGGCUUCUUCUGCUACUGGGAGAUCUGUGGCCCCAACGGGACGUUGGAGAGAUACUUCAACAUCUGCAUAACCUCAACCUCCCAGCCGCCCUCCACCACGAUCCCCGUCACCCCCAGUAGCCCCCUCACCACCACCACCACCACCACCACCACCCCAACCCCCAGCACAGGUAGAACCCAAGGCCACACACCCUUCACCCCCCCGAGGCUGUGCUGUUCCUGGUCCGACUGGAUCAAUGAGAACCACCCCACUACACACAGUGAUGGUGGAGACCGGGAGACCUUCGACGGUGUCUGCAGAGCCCCUGAGGACAUCGAGUGCAGGUUGGCCGCAGAGCCCCACCUCAGCUGGGAGCAGGCGGGCCAGAAGGCGUGGUGCAAUGUCUCCUUUGGGUUCAUUUGCUACAAUGUAGACCAGUUUGGAAACGGGCCAUUUGCAGUCUGUUAUGACUACGAGAUACGUGUCAAUUGCUGCGUGCCAAUGGAUGAGUGUCACCUGUCCACACCCACGGCCCCCACGACCACUCCCACCACCUUCACCAUGACCACGACCUCCACACCUACACCAGAACCCCCGACUACCACCACCACCACCACCACGGGCACCCCAACCCCAACAUCUACCACCACCACCACUCCGACCACCACGCCGACCACCAUGCCGACCACCAUGCCGACCACCACACCGACCACCACCAUCACCACCAUGCCGACCACCACUCCGACCACCACUCCGACCACCACUCCGACCACCACCAUCACCACCAGUCCAACCACCACGCCGACCACCACUUUGACCACCACGCCGACCACCACUCUGACCACCACGCCGACCACCACGCCAAACACUACACUGACCACCACUCCGACCACCACGCCGACCACCACGCUGACCACCACUCCGACCACCACCAUCACCACCACUCCAACCACCACACCAACCACCACUCCGACCACCACGCCGACCACCACCACCACAGGCACACCAACCUCGACUCCCACCAUCACCACCACCAUAGGCACAGAGACCCCAACCCCAACACCUACUCCGACCACCACAACCACCUCGAUGUCCACACCUACUCCAGAACCCCCGACCACCACCACCACCACGCCUACCCCAGGAUCAACCACCACAGGGCCAACAAUCUCUCCCUGUGUGCCUCACUGCAACUGGACGGGCUGGUUGGAUUCAGGUAAACCAAGCUUUACCAAACCGGGUGGAGACAUUGAAUCAAUUAAGAACGUCUGUAAAGGAGGCUUGGCAGUCAACAUCUCCUGCAGAGCCACACAGUUUCCCAACGUGCCCAUUGAAGAACUUGGGCAGGAUGUGGUGUGUAACCUCUCUGUUGGGCUGGUGUGUAGAAAUGAAGACCAGAAGCCAGGGGGGAUCAUGCCACAGGCCUUCUGCCUCAACUAUGCGAUCAAUGUCCAAUGCUGUAUAAUGCCUGACGACUGUAUCCCUGUAACUGUUACUACCACCACCCCGACCACCACCUCCACCAUCACCACCACCUCGGGCACUGAGACUCCAACACCUACCAUCACCACCUCUCCAACAACCACCAUGACCACCACUCCUACCACCACCACCACAGGCACCCCAACUCCGACCACCACCACCACAGGCACCCCGACCCCGACCCCCACCCCAACCACCACGACGACCACCACCACCACGGGCACCCCGACCAUCACCACUACCACGGGCACUGAACCUGCAGGUAAGACCACCAUGCCAAAACCCCCACCUGAGCCCUCCUUUCCUCCAGACUCUCAGUUCAUCUUUCCUCCUUCCACAGAAUCAACCACGCUUCUGACCAGCACCCCAAUAAUCACGAAGACAUCCAGCACACUGUCGCCCUCCCCGCCAACAGAAACAAAGGGCACUACCACAGGAAGCACCUCGCCUUCUCCGCCCAUUCCUGCUGCCAGCACUCCAGGCAUGCAGACCUCCGGUCCCACCUCCUCGAAGACCACCCCCACCAGUGAAACUACAACCGGGCCCCCCUCGCCCACCCCAGGAGCCCCCUCCACGCCCACUCCCACGACUGUGUCAACGACCACCACAGGAACCUCCACACCGCCCACACCGUCCAGGCCACAGACCGCCAGCCCCACGACCUCCCAUGUGCCCACCCCUACACUGACCCCGAUCUCCACCCCCAACCUCACCAUAAGCACGGGCUCAGUCAUCUCCUCCCCUCAUGUCAUCUGCUGCGUUUUGAAUGACACCUACUACGCACCAGGUGAGAUGGUAUACAACGGCACACACGGGGACACCUGCUAUUAUGCGAACUGCUCGCAGUACUGCACCAUCGAGAUCUUCAACUGGUCAUGCCCGUCCACACCCUCCCCAACACCCAGCCCUUCCAAGCUGGCACCCACUUCAACACCCAAACCACCCACGCCCACAGCAUCGAGCACACCGGCCACCACCAAGCCCCCUGCGUGCCCAGACUUUGCUCCUCCCAGACAGGAGAAUGAGACGUGGUGGCUGUGUAACUGCACAAUGGCGAUUUGCAAGUACAACAACACCGUGGAGCUCGUGGAGAUGGAGUGCGAGGUCCCGCCCAAGCCCACCUGCUCCAACGGCCUCCAGCCCGUGCUCGUCAAGGGUCCCCACGACUGCUGCCAGCAUUGGGAGUGCGACUGCUACUGCACAGGCUGGGGGGACCCUCACUACGUCACGUUCGACGGGCUGUACUACAGCUAUCAGGGUAACUGCACGUACGUGCUGGUGGAGCGGAUCGCCUCCACGCUGGACAACUUCGGGGUCUACAUCGACAACUACCACUGUGACGUCAACGACCAGGUGUCCUGCCCCCGCACACUCAUUGUGCGUUACGAGUUCCAAGAGGUGCUGAUCAAGACGCUGCAGAUGAUGCCCAUCAAGGUUCAGGUGCAGGUCAACAGGCAGGUGGUGGCCCUGCCCUACGUGAAGAGUGAGCUGCAUGUGUACCAGUCCGGCAUCAACUACAUGGUGGAAAUCUCCGAGCUGGGCGCCCUCAUCUCCUACAACGGACUUUCCUUCUCCAUCAGGCUGCCCUACCACCUGUUUGGCAACAACACCAAGGGCCAGUGUGGCACGUGCACCAACAACACCGCGGACGACUGCGUGCUGCCCAGUGGGGAGGUUGUUGCCAGCUGCGAGUUCGCAGCGGAGCAGUGGAUGGUGAACGACCCCUCCAAGCCGCACUGUCCCCAAACCAGAGUCACCACCAAGGGUCCGACCAUCACGCCGCCGGGGGGCAGCACCACUUCCCACAGGGACUGCACCUCUCCUCUCUGCGAGCUCAUGAAAGACAGCUUGUUUGCCCCAUGCCACGCCCUGGUACCCCCCCCGCACUACUACGAAGCCUGCAUGUUCGACAGCUGCCUUGUGCCUGGCACAGGCCUGGAGUGCGCCAGCCUGCAGACCUACGCCACCCUCUGUGCCCAGGCGAACGUCUGCAUCGACUGGCGGAACCACACCCACGGGGUCUGCUCGGUGACAUGCCCGCCUCACAGGGAGUACCGGGCCUGUGGUCCUGCAGACGAGCCCUCCUGCGAGUCUAGCUUACAGAAGAGCACCGGCCUGGUGGAAGGCUGCUUCUGCCCCGAGGGCACCAUGAACUACGCCCCAGGAUUCGACAUCUGUGUGGAGUUGUGUGGCUGUGUGGGACCUGACGAUGUGCCUAGAAAGUUCGGGGAGCACUUUGAGUUCAACUGCAAGGACUGCGUGUGCCUGGAGGGCGGGCGUGGCAUCAUCUGCCAGCCCAAGGAGUGCCGCCAGGAGCCGGUCACCUGCACGGAGGACGGCACCUACCCGGUCACGGAGGUCAACCCGGCGGACAUGUGCUGUAACAUCACGACCUGCAAAUGCAAUACCAGCCUGUGUGAGGGGUUGCCGCCCAAGUGCCCACUGGGCUUUGAAGUGAGCAGCAAGGCCAGUCCUGGGAAGUGCUGUCCGUCCUACUCUUGUGUGCCCAAGGGUGUGUGCGUUCACGGGAAUGCUGAGUACCAGCCCGGGUCCCCAGUGUAUUCCUCCAAGUGCCAGGACUGUGUCUGCACCAGCGACAGGAACAGUAGCUCACAGCUCAACGUCAUCUUCUGCACCCACGUGCACUGCAAUAACUCCUGCAGCCCCGGCUUUGAGCUGGUGGACGUCCCUGGGGAGUGCUGUGGCAAGUGUCAGCAGACCCACUGCAUCAUCAAAAGACCCGGCAUGGAGAACAUGAUCCUAAAGCCCGGGGACAUAAGUCAUGACCCCACGAACAAUUGCACCUUCUUCAGCUGCGUGAAAAUCCACAACCAGCUCAUCUCCUCCGUCUCCAACAUCACCUGCCCUGACUUUGACCCCAGCAUCUGCCUCCCGGGCUCCAUCACACUCAUGCCCAACGGAUGCUGCAAGAAAUGCAUCCCUCGCAAUGAGACCAGGAUCUACUGUUCCACCGUCCCCGUUACCAAGGAAAUUUCUUACUCCGGCUGCACCAAGAAAGUCACAAUGAAUUCCUGCUCUGGGUCCUGUGGGACCUUUGUCAUGUACUCGGUGCGGGCCCAGGCCCUGGACCGCCGCUGCUCUUGCUGUAAGGAGGUGCGCACCAGCCAGCGAGAGGUACAGCUGAACUGCCCUGACGGCCGCUCCCUGAAGCACACCUACACCCACAUCGAGAGCUGCCUGUGUAGGGACACCGUGUGUGAGCUCCCGCAGGCUCCGCACCGCGUCUCUCACCACUCCCGGAGCGCCAGCCCCAGGGGCCUGCCCCCGGGGAGGGAUUGA
This is a messenger RNA of Neomonachus schauinslandi (Hawaiian monk seal), 8478 nucleotides long. RefSeq names its product mucin 2, oligomeric mucus/gel-forming (gene MUC2). Bases 1 to 8478 code for a protein of 2825 amino acids. Gene Ontology annotation, molecular function: protein binding; peptidase inhibitor activity. Lineage: Eukaryota; Metazoa; Chordata; Mammalia; Carnivora; Phocidae. Gene Ontology annotation, cellular component: extracellular matrix. The transcript is spliced from 48 exons. The record is from RefSeq and is a predicted model, not a curated record.